Molecule: messenger RNA, 1434 nt
Organism: Eptesicus fuscus (big brown bat)
Lineage: Eukaryota; Metazoa; Chordata; Mammalia; Chiroptera; Vespertilionidae
Gene: FCRL6
Product: Fc receptor like 6
Biological process (GO): cell surface receptor signaling pathway
Molecular function (GO): transmembrane signaling receptor activity
Source: RefSeq, a predicted model, not a curated record
AUGACUUUGACAGAGAAGCUCCGUGAUCUGGGGGCUGAAGACAGGCCAUCUAAGGUUGAGGAGUGGGUAGGGAUUGCAGAAGAGGAAACGGUAAAUGUGGGCGACUCUCUUGAGAAGCUUGGCAACGAAAGGAGGAGAAACAUGGGGUGGAAGCUGAAAGGGACGAGGUGGGAGAAUGCAAACCAACAAUUGGUGCUGCUAGAAAGAGCAGUCAUGGACGCAAGGCACAUCAGUCAGUUACCCUGGAGCAUCACUACUUCCAGGGUGAGGGGAGUGGGUCCUAAAGAUCCAAGGAGAUCCAGGCAAAGGCAGGUUGAGCUGGGGCUCUCCGAGGAGCUGAUAUGUGUCACAGUCCAGCUGUUCCUCCAUGUUUGGCCAAUCCCCGUGUUUGAAGGAGACAUCCUGACGCGAUACCAGGGAAGGAAGAGCUCAGCCCUGGCCCAGGUGAAGGUCUACAAAGAUGAAAAUCCCUCCAUUUCUUUAGGGUAGCCAGCCUCUGACCAUGGGACUGCCACAGGGAGGAACAGGGGCCAGUACAGCUGCACUAGGGAGGCGACGCACUUCCUACAUGUCAGCAGACACACCUCAGGGACAGCCAUGGUUCAAGUUCAAGAACUCUUCCUGCCUCCUGUGCUGAGCAUCAUCCUCCCCAACUGCCCUCCCCUGCAGCCUGGUCCCCCCAACUGCUCUGAGGGAAGUCCCCUGACCCCAAGAUGCCAGACAAAACUCCACCCUCAGAGGUCAGCCUCGUGGCUCCUCUUCUCCUUCUACAAGGAGAGCUGUACCUUGCAACAGGGGCCCCACUCAGAGCUCUGCAUCCCAGCAGCCGGGGGGGGAGGCGGGGGGGGGGCAGAUUCUGUUUACUGGUGUGAGGUAGCCCAUGAGGGCGUCACGGCGAAACAGAGCCCCCAGAUGGAGAGCAGGAUGUGGGCUCCUGUGUUCUGUUCUCUGCUCACCAUGAGUUCCGGGUCCCCUGGCCUUACUGUGGGGGACAUGGUGAAGCUCCUCUGUGAGGCUCAGAGGGGGUCCCCUCCUAUCCUAUACUCAUUCUACCAUGAGGAGAUUUUGGGGAACUGCUCAGCCCCCCAAGGUGAAGCUGUCUCCCUUCUCUUCCCAGGGAUGUCAGAGCAGAAUGCUGGGAACCACACCUGUAAGGCUGAGAACAGGGUCUCCAUGGAGACAAGUCAGCCUGAGACACUCUCCCUGGAUGGUACAUCUUAUCCCUCACCCAGCUCUGAGCCCCAUAGCUGCGACGAUCAGAUCCCACUACUCCAUGUACCUCCCACCAGUAUCUCUGUGCACUCACCCCUGGGUCAGAGCAUUAAAGGCAAAGCAACACGGCACAGCCGGCUCCUUACCAGCCCAGACAAGGUGGUGGAGAAGCAGUCUCUGGUGAAAGAUCCUCAAGAGGAAGAUGCCUUUCAUCGGGAGUAA